GUCCACAGAGCAGCAUUGCAGACUGUGCCCACCUGUGCCAGGAUGCCCGACGCCACACUGCCUGCCUUCUUCCUCGGCCUGCUGGCCUUCACCUCCGCUUGCUACUUCCAGAACUGCCCAAGGGGCGGCAAGAGGGCCACGUCUGACCUGGAGCUGAGACAGUGUCUCCCCUGCGGCCCCGGGGGCAAAGGCCGCUGCUUCGGGCCCAGCAUCUGCUGCGGGGACGAGCUGGGCUGCCUCGUGGGCACGGCCGAGGCGCUGCGCUGCCAGGAGGAGAACUACCUGCCGUCGCCCUGCCAGUCGGGCCAGAAGCCGUGCGGGAGCGGGGGCCGCUGCGCCGCCGCCGGCAUCUGCUGCAACGACGAGAGCUGCGUGACGGAGCCCGAGUGCCGGGAGGGCGCCAGCUUCCCACGACGCGCCCGGGCCAGCGACCUGAGCAACGCGACCCUUCUGGACGGGCCGAGCGGGGCCUUGCUGCUGCGGCUGGUGCAGUUGGCGGGGGCGCCGGGGCCCGCUGAGCCCGCCCAGCCCGGCGUCUACUGA
Messenger RNA from Physeter macrocephalus (sperm whale), 543 nucleotides. It is a transcript of the gene AVP, whose product is annotated as arginine vasopressin. Lineage: Eukaryota; Metazoa; Chordata; Mammalia; Artiodactyla; Physeteridae. The transcript is spliced from 3 exons. Bases 43 to 543 code for a protein of 166 amino acids. The record is from RefSeq and is a predicted model, not a curated record. Gene Ontology annotation, cellular component: secretory granule; extracellular region. Gene Ontology annotation, molecular function: neurohypophyseal hormone activity; V1A vasopressin receptor binding.